Fraxinus pennsylvanica is the source of this 996-nucleotide messenger RNA. NCBI's taxonomy places the organism in Eukaryota, Viridiplantae, Streptophyta, Magnoliopsida, Lamiales, Oleaceae. The record is from the annotation of a GenBank genome assembly.
AUGGCUUUUCAGUUUCUCUGUAUUAUUUCCCUUCUCAUUUUCCUCUCUCUACCAUUUUCUUCGUUCUCUAAAACUGAGAAAUGCAAUCCACAUGACAAAGAAGUCCUUCUGAAAAUCAAAGAAUCCUUUAACAACCCUUACCAUUUAGCCUCAUGGGAUCCAAAAACAGAUUGUUGCCAAUGGUAUGUGGUCGAGUGUGACCGAGAAACCAGUCGGAUCAAUGAUUUCCACCUCUUCGCAGCCAAUGUCUCCGGACAAAUUCCGCCGGAAAUUGGAGACCUCCCUUAUCUUGAAUCAUUAACCUUCCAUAAAAUCACUAAUCUCACCGGAAAUAUACCUAUAUCCAUUCUCAAACUCACUAAGCUCAAGUCGCUUACUAUAAGCUGGACUAAUAUUUCUGGUCCUAUCCCUUCGUUUCUUAGCCAGCUUAAAAACUUGACACUUCUUGAUUUGUCUUUCAACAGUUUUUCUGGUUCAAUCCCUUCUUCACUUUCCCAACUCAGAAGCCUUGGUGGGAUUCGUUUAGAUCGGAACAAACUCACAGGAAGUAUACCAGAGUCAUUCGGGAAUUUGACACCGACUCUUCAGUAUCUUUAUCUCUCCCACAACCAGUUAACAGGGACAAUUCCGAGGAGUUGGGGUGAUUUGAACUUCACUUUAAUUGAGUUAUAUAGAAACAGGCUCCAAGGGGACGUAUCAUUCAUGUUUGGGAAGAACAAGACUAUUCAGAUUCUCGAUUUGAACAGGAACAUGUUGCAGUUUGAUAUCUCGAAUGUUGUGUUCCCAGACAGCUUGACAUUCUUGGACUUGAACCAUAAUAGGGUCACGGGGAGUCUUCCGCAAGGAUUAACUCAACUAAGUUUGCAGGGCUUCAAUGUGAGUUAUAAUAGACUCUGCGGUCCAAUUCCACGAGGUGGGAGGUUGCAAGAGUUCGAAUACACUGCAUAUUUCCAUAAUAGAUGCUUGUGUGGAGAACCAUUGCCAAAUUGCAAAUGA